UUCAAUGUUCUGUGGGGGCAUAGUUCAGGACAUGUCACCUACCCCAUAGAUAAGAUUCUUGAAUAAUGUCUGCUACAAACUAGAAGGAUGCUAGUCUCCGCUGAACUGUGCAAAGAACAAACCACCGCAGGCUUUUCCAGAACCAGUCUUGUUCACAGUUGUUAAAAGGUUACAAUCAACAUGGUACAUGCUGAGGCCUUUUCUCGUCCCUUGAGUCGGAAUGAAGUUGUUGGUUUAAUUUUCCGUUUGACAAUAUUUGGUGCAGUAACAUACUUCACAAUCAAAUGGAUGGUAGAUGCAAUUGAUCCAACCCGAAAACAAAAAGUAGAAGCUCAGAAACAGGCAGAAAAACUAAUGAAGCAGAUUGGUGUGAAAAAUGUGAAGCUUUCAGAAUAUGAAAUGAGUAUUGCUGCUCAUCUAGUAGACCCUCUUAACAUGCACGUUACUUGGAGUGAUAUAGCAGGUUUGGAUGAUGUCAUUACAGAUCUGAAAGACACAGUUAUCUUACCUAUUAAAAAGAAACACUUGUUUGAAAAUUCCAGGCUUCUGCAGCCUCCAAAAGGUGUUCUUCUCUAUGGACCUCCAGGCUGUGGUAAAACCUUGAUUGCCAAGGCUACAGCCAAAGAAGCAGGUUGUCGAUUUAUUAACCUUCAGCCGUCCACACUGACUGAUAAGUGGUAUGGAGAAUCUCAAAAGUUGGCUGCUGCGGUUUUCUCCCUUGCCAUAAAGCUGCAGCCUUCCAUCAUCUUUAUAGAUGAAAUAGACUCCUUUCUACGAAACCGUUCAAGUUCUGACCAUGAAGCUACAGCUAUGAUGAAAGCUCAGUUUAUGAGUCUCUGGGAUGGACUGGAUACUGAUCACAGCUGCCAGGUUAUAGUAAUGGGAGCUACUAAUCGUCCUCAGGAUCUUGACUCAGCUAUCAUGAGAAGAAUGCCUACGAGAUUUCAUAUCAACCAGCCGGCUCUAAAACAAAGAGAAGCAAUCCUGAAACUCAUCUUGAAAAAUGAAAAUGUGGAUAGGCAUGUGGACCUUUUGGAGGUUGCCCAGGAAACUGAUGGGUUUUCAGGAAGUGACCUAAAAGAGAUGUGUCGGGAUGCUGCCCUCCUCUGUGUUCGGGAAUAUGUUAAUUCUGCAUCAGAAGAAAGCCGUGAUGAAGAUGAAAUUCGGCCUGUGCAACAACAGGACCUGCACCGGGCGAUUGAAAAGAUGAAGAAAUCAAAGGAUGCAGCAUUUCAGAAUGUUUUAACACAUGUCUGUUUAGAUUAAGAGUAAAGAUCAUUUGUACAGUUCAAUGUGACCUAGUUUGAUGUACCCUUUCAUCAGUAGUGGAAAAAGAAUGGAGGAGUGUUCUUUAACAGUGAGGGAGUUAAAUGUUUAUGACACUGGUUUUAUACUCUGAAUUCUAAGUUAUUGAGAUAUAGUUGUUAUAUAAACUGUAUUACUACUUGUCAGAAAUCAUGAGGAGGAACAGUUUCAUCUAGCCUGAGUGUGGGUACUUGUGUUUGACCUCUUUAGCCAUAUAUUGUAACCUUAUAGCAUCUGAGCUGGUCUUAAAAGUAACAAGUGAUUCAUGGAGUCAUUAGUGAGAAACCGGGAUGUGGCUAAGUGCUGGUUUCUAGAUAUGUGAGAGAGAGAGAGAGAGAAUGUGUGUGUGUGUGUGUGUGUGUGGUGUGUAUUAAGUGUAUAUAUUCACACAUUUUAUAUUGACAUUCUGUAGAUAUGUUUGAAUACAGAAACUUUUUUUUAUCCUAACUACUGAAUCAAAAAGUACCAAAUAGUCUCUAUAGCUAGUUAAGAUUUAAGGUUGUGUCUGAAAGGUACAGUGAUUCAGUCAUUUCCAAUUGUCAUUUAUUUCAGCUUUUUUUUUUUAAGUUGAGCAUCUGCAGUUAAAUAGUUGAAGUCAGAUACAUCUGAAUAUUUACAUACGGCUCAGUUAUGCUUAUCAGGAUAAUGAGACAAAAAUACUUGUUCAGUGGUCAGCGGUGAAUGGUUCUUCAGGCAGUUGUGAGAUCAACUUUGAUGUCACCUCUUUAUGCAAGCAUACAGAGUGGAAACAUUUUAUACAGUUGCUGUUGUAAAGGUGGAUUGAAAGCCUCUCACAAGAAUGGUUUUGCAAAACCCCAGUGCCAUUUAAUACAUGUGACUUUCCUUUCUUCACUUACUAUAACUAGUUCUGUUGUAACCAUUGUUUUGUAAUGUUAUUUCAAAGUUAGGUGUUCUUUAGAUAGGGUCAAAUGUAAUAUGAUCAGCAGACAUGAAAUAAUAGUUUAAAACAAGUGGCUUUUUCUCUGUGUGCUAACAAUACUCAUUUUGUAACUUUAAUUUUUAAGCUUUUUUUUUUUUUAAAGCAUAUUAUAAAUUGUGCCCUGGUUAGUACAAAUAAUACACACCAAAACUCCCAUAUUAUGAUCUGUAGUAGACAUUUUUUUCUAUGUGCACUAUGUGAGGAUUUUUUUUUUUUGUCCAAAAUUUUACUAAUCAGAAUGUUCUUAUAAGCACUUAAAUACCCAGCAUGAGGAAUAUGACAGUGUGAUGUUGAGAUACCAUCUGAAUCAUCAGAAAGAUUAUGUUUCAUGUUUCUAUUUUUUGUAUUGCUUUGAAAACUCAAUUUAUUUGUGAAUCAUUUGAUUGAUUUCUUUCAUAUGUCUCUCACUAAAAUACUGGCUAUUUUAUCUUUGAGUUGUGUUGACUGGUAGGUGGGGUAGAGGUUGCAGAACACUCUGGUUAACAAAAAGCAAGCUUUGAAAAAUUGUGAAAAUGAUUGAUUUUGAAUGCAAAACACAAAAUACCAAAAAUAAAAGUUUCAUCUCCAUUUUUAAUAACUAUUAUGCUAUUAUUUUAUAAAUGUGUAAUAAAGAGGUCCCUCUUUAUUGAUUUUUCUCUAUUCCUUGUUCUUUGAGUUACAUAAAAAUUUCUGGAUGUUGGGUUUUGUUUUUCUCCCCCCAGUUUAUAAAACUAGCCCUCGGACUGUUUUU
Messenger RNA from Talpa occidentalis (Iberian mole), 2975 nucleotides. RefSeq names its product ATPase family AAA domain containing 1 (gene ATAD1). Gene Ontology annotation, cellular component: mitochondrial outer membrane. The transcript is spliced from 10 exons. Bases 181 to 1266 code for a protein of 361 amino acids. NCBI's taxonomy places the organism in Eukaryota, Metazoa, Chordata, Mammalia, Eulipotyphla, Talpidae. The record is from RefSeq and is a predicted model, not a curated record. Gene Ontology annotation, molecular function: ATP binding; ATP hydrolysis activity.